AUGCAAGUAGCUUCUCAAGCAAGAUACACUGUUAAGCGUCGUACCAAUUGUCCACACAUUCAAGAUCAUGUUUCUCCGGAUUGGGCUAAAGUUACAAUUGACGUUAGUAAACCAUGCACCGUUUGUAACGAUGCCAGCGAAAAUUGGCGCUGUUUAGAAUGUCAAGGAGUAUAUUGUAGCAGGUAUAUCAAAGGCCACGCUGCUGAACAUAAUCAAGACACUUCUCAUCCAAUAUCCGUUUCUUUUAGCGAUCUUUCUACUUGGUGUUAUGCUUGUGACGAUUAUGUAACUGAUCCGCUUCUAAAACCUAUCGAAAUAGCUUUACAUCUCUCUAAAUUUGGGACCAUGCCUUCAGUUACAGAAGGUAUUGAAAUUGCGAGUGAGGAGAACACUACAGCAGGUGGGGAGGGAACCAGCGGUUCUUCGUCAAAAGUUUAA
Messenger RNA from Funneliformis geosporum, 438 nucleotides. NCBI's taxonomy places the organism in Eukaryota, Fungi, Glomeromycota, Glomeromycetes, Glomerales, Glomeraceae. The record is from the annotation of a GenBank genome assembly.